This is a messenger RNA of Adelges cooleyi (spruce gall adelgid), 2899 nucleotides long. It is a transcript of the gene lt, whose product is annotated as vacuolar protein sorting-associated protein 41 homolog. Gene Ontology annotation, biological process: vesicle-mediated transport; cellular response to starvation; endosomal vesicle fusion. The transcript has 2 exons. Gene Ontology annotation, cellular component: late endosome; HOPS complex. Gene Ontology annotation, molecular function: protein binding. The record is from RefSeq and is a predicted model, not a curated record. The coding region runs from base 199 to 2706 and encodes 835 amino acids. NCBI's taxonomy places the organism in Eukaryota, Metazoa, Arthropoda, Insecta, Hemiptera, Adelgidae.
UCUUUUUAAGGAGUUGGUUGCAUUAAUUUAAAUUGUAAUAAUUUAUGGAGUAUUAAUAUUUUUCUCUAUAAUUAUAAAUUUGAGUAACUUAAAAUAUUUAAAAUCAGCAUUCAAUUUUCUGUACAAGCGUUUUAUAAAUGUGUUUUUUCUUAGUGCCAUUAAAUGUGAGCUAUAUAGUAUUGAGUUAAUUUCAGGACAAUGACAAACGAAGCCGACGCGGACUUGGUCGAAGAAGUGGAGCCCAAACUUAAGUACGUUCGUCUCACCAAUGACGUGCAAACCAUACUGACCAAGGAUGGUGUGAGUUACUUGGCAGCCCAUCCUAAAUUCUUAUGCAUCGGCACCAACUGGGGCUCGGUGCACCUGCUUGAUUUUGAGGGCAACAUCGUUAAAAACCGACAAUUGCGUCCGCAUACGGUGGCCGUCAACCAGAUAAGCAUCGACAGCCGCGGUGAGUUUAUAGCCACUUGCUCGGACGAUGGCAACGUGUUUGUGUACGGACUAUACACGCAAGAGGACGCCCAAGAGGUUUCGCUUGGACGGUGCGUCAAAUCAGUGGCAAUCGACCCGUUGUACCACAAGUCAGGCGCGUACCGGCGGUUUGUCACGGGCGACGACCGGCUGAUGUUACACGAACGCACAUUUCUGGGCCGUACAAAGUCGGUAGUACUGUGCGAUGCCGAAGGCGCCGUGCACAACAUGAACUGGCAUAAUCGGUUCGUGGCCUGGUCGUCGAACAUUGGGCUCCGCGUGUACGACGUGGUAGCUCGGUGCUCGCUGGGCCUAAUCAAGUGGGACAAACGCGAUAACGUCGUGCCCAGUUCGUUUCGGUGCAACCUUACGUGGAAAGACAGCGGCACGCUGCUAGUCGGCUGGGUGGACACGGUGCGCAUUUGCGGGGUCCGCCGGCGGCAGCAACGGCUCAACAAGGACAUGCCCGAAUAUAAGGUGGAGCCGUUGUCAAUGUUCCGCAUCGAUUAUUUCAUCAGCGGCAUCGGGCCGCUAGACAACGAUCAAUUGGUCAUCUUGUGCUAUUCCAAAGAGAAGGACGCCGAUGGCAAAUCGAUGCGACCGCAGUUGUACGUCGUCGAGGCUAAGGAGUCCAAGUACGUAGAACUGUGCACGGACAACUUGUCGCUGCGAGGCUUCCAAGAUUUUGGGUGCAACGACUACGCCCUAGAAAGCCUGGUCGUGGAGAAUCUGUUCGUCGUGGUCAGUCCCAAGGACGUGGUGGUGGCCAACCCGUGCGACGCCGACGACCGCAUCGAAUGGCUAGUAGAGCACAACAAGUACUCGGACGCCAUGGCCGUCGUCAAUUCUAAGAACGUCGUGCUAAACCGUAACUCUCGCAUAUCCGUAGGCAAAAAGUAUCUCGAUCAUUUGCUAUUCACUGAAGAAUACGCACAAGCCGGUCGGCUGGCCGCCGAGCUGUUCGGCAACGAAAAAAAACUGUGGCAGGAAGAGAUAUUUAAAUUUGCACAGGUGCACCAACUGCGGCAGGUGUGCUGCUACUUGCCCAGGGGCGAGGUGACGUUGGACUCGCAUAUCUACGAAAUGGUACUGUACGAGUACUUGAAACUGGAACCAGACGGAUUUUUGAAAAUUAUUAAGCAAUGGUCGCCGUCUCUGUACAACGUGUCGGCGGUCACUAACGCGCUCAUAGAACACUUGAUCGCCAACUCCAGUUCGGAAUUGUUGGAAGCACUGGCUAUUCUGUACACCCACUCGGGCAAGUUUGACAAAGCCCUAGCGGCGUACCUGAAGCUCCGGCAUAAGGGCGUGUUCGAGCUGAUCGCCAAGCACGAUCUGUACGGGCAGGUGCAUGGCAUGAUCGAGCAACUCAUGGACUUAGAUUGCGACCAGACCAUCAAGAUACUGCUGGCAAAGGACUCGAUACCGAUAGACGUGGCGGUGGCUAAGCUGCAGAACAACAAACUGUACCUGUACACGUAUUUGGACGCGUUGGAAAAGAAAGACACGCGCGCACUGGGCAGGCGCAAUUUCCACAAGGAUCUGGUGCUGCUUUACGCGGAGUUCUCACGUGACAAGCUGUUACCUUUGCUCAAGCGCAGCGACAAUUAUUCGAUCGCCGAAGCGUUGGACGUGUGCAAACGACUGGAGUACUACCCAGAAAUGGUGUACCUGCUGGGUCGGAUGGGCAACACCAAAGACGCGCUCAACCUGGUCAUGUCGCAGCUGGACGACAUCGAGCAAGCCAUCGAGUUCUGCCGGGACCAGAACGACCUGGAUUUGUGGCACGACCUGAUAGGCUUGUCUUUGAACCGCCCGGACUUCCUCAAGGUGUUGUUGCAGAAGAUCGGCACGUACGUGGAUCCGAGAAUCCUAAUUCGGCGGAUUGGUAAGCACACCGAAAUACCGGGACUCAAGAACGCGCUGGUCAAGAUGAUGACCGACUACAACUUGCAGGUGUCCGUGGAACAAGGGUGUACCAAAAUCGUCGUGUCCGACUGCUUUGAUUUGCACGAAAAGUUGUUCGACGUUCGGCGAAAGGGCUGUAGCGUGGACGAGCAACACCUGUGCAGUGCCUGCCAGAAGUGUAUUAUCAGACCAGACCGUGUAGGAGGUAACGCCGUCAUUUUCUAUUGCCAGCACGCGUUCCACCAGGAAUGCAUACCGAUGGACGGCCUGGAAGCAGCUUGCAUAAUCUGCAUGGACAGCCGGAUGAAACAAGCGACAUUCCAAUAAACUAAAAUGUCCAAAUCGUGCCUUAAAUAUUUAUUUAACGUUAUGCUCAAUAUAUUAUGUUAUACGCGCUUACCCUUGUUAUUAACUGAAGUUGUGUUAUAUUUUUUCAAAACAAUAUUUUAACGAUAAAAUUUUGAUGUUAGUCAUUGCGAUAUAUUUUAUAAAUUAUUAUUUUUUUAUGUACGUAUUAUUC